GAUAAAAAGAGUGAGAAGCGGCAAACUGAGUAGAGUGAUCGUCUGACACUCAGUAAGAACUACGAUGAAGGCGAUUCCUUUGCUGUUGAUGGGAUGUGGAGGAGUCGGCCGCCAGCUCCUCCGCCACAUUGCCUCCUGCCGAUCCCUUCAUGCCAAACAGGGGAUUCACUUGAGAGUUGUGGGUAUCGCUGAUAGCAGAUCGUUAGUUGUUCCAUCGAAUGUGUCAACAGGAGAACUUAGUGAUGAAUUAUUGUCUGAGGUCUGCCGGCUCAAGUCCGACUCCGGUUUCUCCCUUUCAGACCUUCCGGGUUUGGGCGAAAGCCGUGCCUACCUGGGUGCUGAAUCGACAAGUAAAAUGAUGGAGAUUGCAGCUCUUCUGGGUAAAUCGACAGGUCUGGUGGUGGUAGAUUGCUCUGCCAGUUCGGAGACUGUAAACAUACUGACCCAAGUGGUUGAUCUAGGAUGUUGCAUUGUCCUAGCAAACAAGAAACCUCUUACGUCUUCACUGGAAUCUUAUGAUAAAUUGAUGUCAUUUCCUCGUCGUAUUCGCCAUGAAUCCACUGUUGGUGCUGGCCUUCCUGUCAUAGUAUCCUUGAACCGUGUAAUUUCAUCUGGAGACCCCGUGAAUCACAUAACUGGAAGUUUGAGUGGCACACUGGGAUACGUAAUGAGUGGGAUUGAAGAUGGAAAGCCACUAAGUGAAGUUGUUAAAGCAGCUAAGAGUCUAGGAUACACUGAACCAGAUCCACGUGAUGACCUCAGCGGGAUGGAUGUCGCCAGGAAGGCUUUGAUCCUUGCUCGGCUACUUGGGAGGCGGAUCACUAUGGAUAGCAUUGAAGUUGAGAGCCUUUACCCCCCUGAAAUGGGGCCUGAUGUGAUGUCUGUUGAGGAAUUCUUGAGCAAGGGCAUUGUUUUGCUUGAUAAAAAAAUUCAAGAAAGAGCUGCAAGUGCCUCCACUUUCGCAAUGGUGCUCCGAUAUGUUUGUGUGAUCGACCAAAAUAAGUGUAAAGUUGGGAUCCGAGAGGUUCCCAAGAGUUCUCCCUUGGGAAGAUUGAGAGGAAGUGACAAUCUGGUGGAGAUAUACACCCGGUGUUACAAUACAGAGCCGCUGGUCAUCCAAGGUGCUGGUGCGGGCAACGACACAACUGCAGCAGGUGUUCUUGCUGAUAUUCUCGAUGUCCAAGAUCUUAUUCCCUGAAAACAAGUUGUAUGAUCAUGUUUCAUUAGUUAGAGAACUCAUCUUUGUGUUGCUUAUCUAGAAUCUUGAAAUUUUGAGGGUUGGUAUUCAUGUAGACUAAACAUGCCAUUUUGGCCACGUUUGUUCUUCCUUGGAGGCUGAAUAUCAAUCUCUUGUUCACUUCCAUUUUCGUUUCCUGUUUUCUGUUUUCAUGUCAUAAAUUUGGCAACCGAAAUGAGAAAACUUGUUUACUUUUCAUUUUGUUUUCUAUUCGUUUCCAACUAUGAAAACAGAAAGUGGCAACCUCUUGCUGUUUUCGGAAACGACAAAAUGUUGUUUUCACCUGUUUUCAACAUCUGUUUUCUAAAAAACAGGAAACAGAAGUGAAAGUAAACAGGCCCUUAAAUAUCUUGAUUUCGAAAAUGGUUUGGGUGACAACCUGUUUUACUAAACUCCUUGUCCUUUCGUCUCGGUCAUCUAUAUGUUGUGUGAUAACUUGGUGAUUACUUGUUUAAUUUUUGUUCUUGUUCUUCAUCAACAAUUGAUGCAUAUGGAGAUCAACUUUCAAUUUGUUGUAUCGAUCACUUAGCAAGGAUACUAUUUGCUAUUUGGCUUAUUGCUAGUCAUAAGGCAAUAUGAGAGUAAUAGAUUCUAUAAUAGAUGAUAAUGAACAGAAAAUGGUACCAAUAAGACUCUUGUCAAGUU
Molecule: messenger RNA, 1882 nt
Organism: Linum trigynum
Lineage: Eukaryota; Viridiplantae; Streptophyta; Magnoliopsida; Malpighiales; Linaceae
Source: the annotation of a GenBank genome assembly